AUCGCCUCAGGAGUCAUCGUUUUUCAGCGAGGACAGCUGUUAUUCGGAGAAAAAAAAGAACAGUUUCUCUGAAGGCUCUCAUCAUGUACCUGUUGGUGGUGGUCAUCUCUCUUCUGCUGAGCUCUGUUCCCGCUCAGAGCCGUCCUGUUGAGGAUUUAAUUGAAAAGAUCUCUGGGAAGAUGGGUAACAUCACUGAGAAAGAUGACAUGCCAGUGUCAACUAUAAUCGAGACCAACAAACAUGCAGGACAGCGAGUGGAUGGGCCCUUGAUCACGUUUGGAGACAUCGCCGUAUCAACAGGGUUCAAGAAUGCAGAUCCGUGCACAGCUCGUGAAUGCAAAUGGGAGAGAAGCACAGACGGAUUAGUCUAUGUGCCCUACGUGAUCUCCAACCAGUACUCUCCAGAUGAACUAAAAGUGAUUGAAAGAGGCUUGCGGUCAUUUGCGGAUGUUUCCUGCAUUCGAUUCGUACCACAUGAAGGGCAGAGGCACUUUCUCCACAUAAUGUCUGAUUCUGGUUGCUAUUCAUAUUUGGGGCGCCAAGGUGGAGGACAGGUUGUUUCUCUCGAGCGUCCUGGGUGUGUCUAUCACCAUACUGUUCAACACGAGCUCCUUCAUGCUCUCGGGUUCCAUCAUGAACAGAACCGCAGCGACCGCGACAAACACAUCAAAAUCCUUCUUGAGAAUGUCUUACGUGAAAAGCAGAGCAAUUUCAAGAAAAGUGAAACCAAUAAUCUGGCAACCCCCUAUGACUACAACUCUGUGAUGCACUAUUCAAGGAAAGCUUUCUCCAGGAACAACGAGCCAACCAUGAUUCCCAUUCCUGAUGGGAACGUUGUGAUUGGUGAAGCUCGAAGUAUGAGCCGCAAUGACAUCCUGCGGAUUAACAGACUCUACUGCAGUUGAAGUGCUGCCAGGCUGCAUGAAGGAUGUGUUUGAUGAUAGUAUUCAUCUUUUCAUCUUAGCAUUCAUCAUUCUCUAUCAUCCUUUUUUAAUGUUUCCUUUUUUGCACAUCACAGUUUCAUUAGAUUUUUCGCAUUCUAUCUUUUAAAAAUUCUAUCUUUUAAAAAUUUUUCAAUCAGACACCUCUUCGUACACAUUCAGUAUCAGAGGUUUGUGAGAAACCAACAAAAAGUGCAUAUAUUGUAUACUCAAAAUGCUUUUUAAAGGGGUUCUAUUAUCUUUUUUAACCUUUUCUACUUUAGGUUGCCAUUUUUGAAAAUACAAAAUGUUUCAAGUAUAAUAUUCUAUCAAAUUGUGUACCGUCAUAAAACAUGAGUACAUUUUUUAACAUCAAGUAUUAUAUAUGAUGAACAUUAAGGAUAACAUACAUAACAAAGAUUUAAAAAAAAGGAAAAACGGCAACAACAGAAUGAAGGGUAUACAUGUAGAGUCAACAUAAAAAGGAGGAAUUUAGUUCUCCAUAAAUGUCCAUAGUUCUGAUACCUUUACAGCUUGAAUGUCUUUGUAAGGUUUCAAAAUAAAUCUUGAAG
This is a messenger RNA of Sinocyclocheilus rhinocerous, 1492 nucleotides long. RefSeq names its product low choriolytic enzyme-like. Lineage: Eukaryota; Metazoa; Chordata; Actinopteri; Cypriniformes; Cyprinidae. Gene Ontology annotation, molecular function: metalloendopeptidase activity; zinc ion binding. Bases 84 to 905 code for a protein of 273 amino acids. Gene Ontology annotation, biological process: proteolysis. The transcript has 10 exons. The record is from RefSeq and is a predicted model, not a curated record.